Messenger RNA from Tetranychus urticae (two-spotted spider mite), 1265 nucleotides. Lineage: Eukaryota; Metazoa; Arthropoda; Arachnida; Trombidiformes; Tetranychidae. The record is from RefSeq and is a predicted model, not a curated record.
GAUUUGAUUUGAAAAAGUGAACCCUAUGUUUACAUUCAAUUUGUAGCGAAUGACUUUCCCUGAUCAGCUUUUCGUGUUACUGAUGACGCCUUCUUGGUGAUGAUUGUUUAUCCUCUCCUCUCUUCAAGUCUUGCCCUCUCCUUUUGACUGUAAAUUAUUGUGCAGGAUAGAGGGCCAACGACAUCGAGCUUCCUCCCAUGAAUUUAAGUGUCACACUAAACUGUUAACGAAAAUAUUGAAAAAGUAAAAAGAAACAAAUUAGAAAUCGCAAAAGUCAACUCCCCUCUUGAUAAGUGCGAGGGUUUUUUUCAACUAUAUAAGGACGAUGGUUUCAAGUCAAUCAGCAUCAGUUUCCAGUCAUUCACUGGAGUAAACAAAUCAACUUACUUGAGUUUUGAAUAUUUAUUUUGUGAUCAACAGUUACAUUAAAACAGCCAGCCAUGAGGACUCUUGUCUUGUUGCUUUUGGUUGCCGUUGUAGCCAUCGCCUUAAUUCAAGUCACCCAAGGAGACCACUGGGGUAAGAAAAAGGUUCAACAUUUAUGGCAUCACCAUCGUCACGAUCAUCAUCAUCACCAUCACCACAAGCAUAAGCAAGAUCACAAACACGGUCAUUGGCAUGAUCACAAGCACAAGCACAAGGCUGACAAUGAACACAAACACGGACAUUGGCAUGAUCAUGGACACAAACAUAAGCACGGACACAAGCACGAACACUGGAAUGACCACAAGCACAAGCAUGGACACAAACACGAGCAUUGGGGUAACCACGAUUACAAACACAAGCAUGAACACAAGCACGAAGACAAAUGGGACGGUUGGCAUGGAAAGGCCUAAAUGAUCUCACCUCUCCGGACCUUGGUUAAUAACUGAUUAACGAUUAAUCAAACAAAGCCACUUGGAAUUUCAUCAAUUGAACAUUUCAAAAUGGUUGACACAACACUUUAUACUCUUGCAAUAACUCAUAGUCUAUUCAUCUACAUCUCAUCUCUUCAAAAAAUUCAUCAGCUACUUAUACAUUUCACCAAGAUAUUUCAAAAGACAAAAAAUAUCAAUCAAAAUCUGUUAAUAUUCCCAUAAAUCCCUUUCAAUAUAAUACUUGUUAACCCAACAAUUAUAUUAAAUUCUGUAGUCAAAUUUUCAAAUUAAUCUGACAUCUUUUGUCACCAUGAAGCCCAUGCAAUUUUAUCAUUCCCCAUAAAUGAUUGAAAAAUUGUGUUGUGGGAAUCGCAUAACAUGAAAAAUUGUUAAAAAAAAGUAUUAGAA